AUGUCCUGCGAAUACCCUCCACAGGCACAGCAGCGACACAAGAGCCCUACGCCGGCAGAAUCCGAGCACACGCCGCCGGUGAGCAGGCAAGAUAAGGCGGUCCAAGAAUUCAAGGAUGCGGUCUCAAAUCUCAUCCGAUCGACCGCUCCGCCUGCCUAUCUUCUUCCCAAACCACCGGGCUGCUCAGUGGGGCAGUCGUUCAGCAUUGAAGACAUGGGACUGCUCCACCACUACACGGCCUACACGAGCCUGACGUUUGCCGAUCUUCCCGAAAUCAUCGAGAUCUACAGAGUGACGGCGCCGCAGCUGGCGUUCUCCGAUCCAGAUCUACUGUCCAGCCUGCUCGCCAUUUCUGCGCUUCACCGCGCGCAUGUCGACCGGAACCCGGAGCGGCAGCAGGCGUAUUUCAGCCGAGCGACCAAGCAUCAGAAUCACAGUAUCCGCGUCUUGCAGGAUCGCAUCACGAACAUCACGCAGCAGAAUUGUGUAGGGCUUUAUGUUUCUGCAUGCAUUCUGUCGAUUUACACUCUGGCCGAGAAGGCAUGGUUAUGGCGAUGCUCGCGAGAUACUGCGUCGCUUGAUGACGUUAUCAGAUGUGUGCGGCUCUUCCGUGGCGUUCCGUCGAUCCUGCGGCACGAAAAUCACUCUGUAUUUCGCUGGGUCAUGGACGGCCCACUCAAGCCGAUCGGAGAUGGAUUCUUGUACAAACCGACAGGGAGCUUUACUCCAGAGCAAGAGGCCUAUUUCGCCAUUCUUCGUCAGUUUCUCGUCGAGGAUCAGGAUUCUGGUGAUGAGGAACGGGCUGUGUACUUGGAAGCAUUGCAGGUCCUCCGAGAAUACGCAGAACUCCUUCUUGACGUCCGAGUGCAGCGGCAGAUUGAGACUGUUGGUUUGACGUUGGCGUGGCCCACCAUCGUCUCGGAGCAGUAUCUGAAAUAUCUCGGGGAGCCUCGGCGUGGGGCCAUUCUGCUUCUCGCUCAAUAUGCUGCCUUGUUCAUGAGGCUUGAGCAGUUUUGGUGGGCGGAGACUUGGGGUAAGACGGUGUUGGCGGUCUCGUUGGAGCUUUUGCCCGAAGUGUGGAAGUGGGCGAUCCGCAGUUUUUGCCGCGAGAAUGGAGUAAAUGGUUGCUCUACAUGA
This is a messenger RNA of Lasiodiplodia theobromae, 1137 nucleotides long. RefSeq names its product C6 zinc finger domain-containing protein. Bases 1 to 1137 code for a protein of 378 amino acids. The transcript has a single exon. Gene Ontology annotation, molecular function: DNA-binding transcription activator activity, RNA polymerase II-specific. Lineage: Eukaryota; Fungi; Ascomycota; Dothideomycetes; Botryosphaeriales; Botryosphaeriaceae. Gene Ontology annotation, biological process: regulation of transcription by RNA polymerase II. The record is from RefSeq and is a predicted model, not a curated record.